This is a messenger RNA of Colias croceus (clouded yellow), 1297 nucleotides long. RefSeq names its product protein MIS12 homolog. Gene Ontology annotation, biological process: mitotic cell cycle. The record is from RefSeq and is a predicted model, not a curated record. The transcript is spliced from 2 exons. NCBI's taxonomy places the organism in Eukaryota, Metazoa, Arthropoda, Insecta, Lepidoptera, Pieridae. Gene Ontology annotation, cellular component: nucleus; chromosome, centromeric region. Bases 223 to 843 code for a protein of 206 amino acids.
CUGAUUAAAACUUGUUUGUUGUUGUUUGCGUGGUUGUUUGGUUUCAUGGGUUUCAUGGUUUGCCGUUUGUCCUUGUGUGUUUUUUAUGAUUAUUGUUUGAUACUUAUUAAUGUGCUUGAAUAGUUUAAUUAUCUGAAUUCUUUGUAAAUUGUGUGGACUAAAUGUAGACUAAUUCUUUGCAUAUUUCAAGUUACUAGUUACUGUUACGGAAUAUCCACAAUCAUGAUUAACACCCCGCGUUGGACUGGAGGAACAGACGAGGAAUAUGAAACUCAGCAUUUUGGUUUCGGAGCCCAACGUUUCAAGAUCGCUGUGCGGCAGAUGGUAGAACAAAAAAUACAAAAUGGGGUGAAAUAUAUGGAAUCGUCCAUUCAAGACUCGUUGGGUUUGAACGAUACGGAUAGAAAAACUCUUACUCGUUCGUGUGAUAAACUUAUACGUUUGUAUUGUGAAAGGGCAGGGUCUUCUCUCGAAGUUAUUGAUGAAGAAAUCGAGCGUUUACUGAAAAUACCACAGAAUGUCCUGUUACCAGAGGACGAAGUUCGACUAAAUCAAGUUUCUGAAGAGGAGUAUGAAAGUCUUAAAGAUGAAAUCAGCAACUUAAGAAAACGAGUACACCGUGCUGCCUUAAUGGAAGCCGUGUUAUCUGCUGAAGAUGAGGAAUUGUCGUCGGUUGAAAAAGUUUGUGAGAUUGCGACAAAGAAUAUGGAAGUACUGGAUGUACUUAAGAAGAAAUUAGAAAAUCCUAAUACUGUUAAAUCAGUGCAUAAUGAGCUCCAGUUCCUUUGCUCGAGGGUACCAUUUAUGCAGAAACCUCAUAAAGAAGAUCUUUUUGAAGAUUAAUUGAGUGAGGCCUGAAACUACUCAUCAUUAUAUUAGCAGACUAACUUGAGCAUGUUAUGAAGUAAUUGGAUCCCAAUAUCUAAUAUGAAGUAUGUUGUACUGUACAAAUAUUAAGUAAUAUUAUAUAUUAUUUUAAGGAAAUAAAAAAAACAACAAUAACAUGUAUUAUUUUAUUGUAAAAACACAUCUUACAUUAUCUAACUGUUGAGAACAACAACAUUUAUUAAUACAUAAAUCUUUAUAACAUUGACUGGUCGUCAAUCACUUAACAAGAAAAUAUAAUAUCUAGAACAAAUAGACUUUUAUAUAAAUUAAAAUAGUAUCUAAAAUGUUUAUAUAACUUGGCACAACAACAAUCUGCAGACAUUUAUUAUUUUAAAUAAAAUAUGCAUACUUUACUCAUCUACAAACAUUGUCUAUCCUAUUUUAUCUUGACAAUUACAGUUUAUUUUAU